This is a messenger RNA of Athalia rosae (coleseed sawfly), 889 nucleotides long. RefSeq names its product calmodulin-like protein 4. Gene Ontology annotation, molecular function: calcium ion binding. The coding region runs from base 211 to 660 and encodes 149 amino acids. The record is from RefSeq and is a predicted model, not a curated record. Gene Ontology annotation, cellular component: myosin II complex. The transcript has 5 exons. Lineage: Eukaryota; Metazoa; Arthropoda; Insecta; Hymenoptera; Athaliidae.
AAUUCACAUCAUUUCCGCGACACGGUCAUUUGAACCUCGCUUCCAUCUUGGCUUCUCCAUUGUUGCUAGUCUGUUCUAGUAGGUCUUGAUCGCCUGUCAGUGCGUUUAGAUCAGGUUAGGUUGUCAUCUGACACGUAAACAGCCUUCGAGCACUCCGAGAUCACCACUUGAAUUUGAACCGACUCUCCGUAUAUGAAAGUCUGAACAAAAAUGGCUCGCUAUUUCCGAGAAGAAGAUAUAGAUGAAUUCAGGGAAUGUUUCUACCUGUUUGCCAGAAGUGGUCAAAUUAAAACACUCGAUGAACUGACAAUCAUAAUGCGUUCAUUGGGCUUGAGUCCAACAAUUGCAGAGCUAAACAAGUAUCUGAAAGACAAAGGUGGUAAAAUGUCCUUUGCUGACUUCCUUGAAGUUAUGCAUCAACAAACAAGGGCAGAGGAUCUGCCUAAAGAAGUAAUUGAAGCAUUUAAGGCUGCGGACACUUCUAGGAGCGGUGCAAUUCCUGCUAGACAAUUAGCUCACAUGCUACUUCACUGGGGAGAGAAACUUAGCGCUAAAGAAGUGGAACAAAUAUUCAGAGAAGCCAAUGUUUCACCCAAUGGACAAGUUAAAUAUGAAGACUUUGUAAAGAUUGCUUGUGCUCCGGUACCUGACUAUUAUUAAAAUCGAGUUGAAAUAAUUUUUUCAAUUUUAAUGCUCGGUUGGUAUCUAGAGAAAAAAUUUUAUGUUACUACACAGUAUUGUAAACGUACUUAAUGGACAAUUGCAAAUAAUUGACAAUAUUUUAACACUCUAAUCAUGGUGAUUGGUGCCUUACAUGUAUUUAUAUUCUGCACAUUUAUGUUUUCAUGUAAUAACAGUGACAGCAAAUAUAACUUAUAUUAGUAUCUGA